Symbiodinium pilosum is the source of this 339-nucleotide messenger RNA. NCBI's taxonomy places the organism in Eukaryota, Dinophyceae, Suessiales, Symbiodiniaceae. The record is from the annotation of a GenBank genome assembly.
AUGAACUCACGACUGCAUGCUUCUGAGCGCUUCAAGUGCGGAUGUCUCCACGAUUUACUAGCCGUAGUGGCGUUCCAUGAAGGUUCCUGGGUGAAGAUCCUGCGACCAGAGUCUUAUUGGUUCCAACAGCGAGGUCAGGUCGUGAACGUGAACCAGAAGCCUGAGGUAAAGUACCCCGUGACUGUGAAGUUCGAUUCCGUGAAUUACGCCAAUGUGAACACGAACGGCUAUGCUCUGUGGGAGGUGAUUGAGGCCUUUGUCCGGCAGUUACUUCUCGGCUCGGCGGAAGAUUGGGAUGUUUCAAGGGACGGGGGCUUCAGGAAGCUAUCUGAUGCAUGA